Cephus cinctus (wheat stem sawfly) is the source of this 2482-nucleotide messenger RNA. RefSeq lists its product as uncharacterized. The record is from RefSeq and is a predicted model, not a curated record. Lineage: Eukaryota; Metazoa; Arthropoda; Insecta; Hymenoptera; Cephidae. The transcript has 7 exons. Bases 228 to 2465 code for a protein of 745 amino acids.
AUUUCAGGAAUACAGGAAGGUUACAAAUAAACUGAACGUAGUUCGAAUCCCAUUCAUCGCUUAUUUGUCUCACUUGUUUAUCAGUACACAAUUUGAAAAUUUCUUGUCGUUAUGAAAUUCGCUUGCGUUCAACGGUUUUCAAGUAAAUUGAAGAAGUUUCGCGAGCGUAUAAACGUAACGCACUAGAUUUUAGCAAGAAAAGUUGUGACGACUUUCUUACCCAGAAAAUGACGCAGUUUGUUAUAACCUUCGCGUUUUCCGUCGGAUUGGAGCCAAGAGUCGAUGUCACAGAAAAACGGAAUAAAAAGUUGAAAGCUCAUACUAAGGAGCGAAAAAGUCGUAAAAGUUUUGUUGUGGAUCACGAUGCUGUUAAAAAUAUCAUUGGCGUUGGACAAAUCUUGGCUGAUAUACAUAUCGAAUAUGAACUGGUUCCUGGUUUUAGAUUUGCACUUGACUGUUGCUGUUGGGACAAUGCCGCGAAGAUUUAUAUGAAUGGUAUGACAUGCAUUCUGAAACCUUUGUUAAUUGAAGACAAACUUUGGGUUGUAUUUUCGAUAUAUCAUUUGACGAAUUUAAAUGAGAUGCAAAUGCGGAAGCUUUUUAAUCAUACUCUUACUUUUCAAGUAUCGGCUGGAAAAGAAAGAUUUUCAGAAAAAGCAAAAAAUGAUAGGCCACGACACUUCUUUAUCGACGACAGCUCCUUAGAAAAAAAUCCUGCAGAUAUGUUUAUAGAGUUGUAUCCGUUUGACGAAGAUAAUGGAAUUCCAAUUUUCGAGAAGACUGACUUUCCCGAUUUCCCAGAUACUACGGAUAAUGGGAUUUAUAACUACGAAGUUCCAAAUAUCAAUAUCCAUAUCAAAGCCCUACCCGAUCCUAUUCAUCAUCGUUUAUUCUGGAAGAUGAUUAGAAAACCAUUGUUUGUUCCGGAACCUGCUAUCAUACCGACCGAGCAAUCGAAAAAUACUGUCAAGAAUGUCCAAACAGAAAAGAAGUUAAAAUUAAAAAAAAUGGAGAAGCCAAAAACAAUGGUACACGAGUUGUCGUUUGAAGCCCAAAACUUUUUUUCUGAAAUGACUCCGAUAAUUCGAUAUCUCAAUACAUCAGAAAUAUCUGGUCCAUCUCGUAUCAUUAUUUAUUCAUCCUGCAGUGACCUUUUGACUGAUAUGGAUAUGAGAUUACGAUUAAAUCCUUUAUCCAUAAAUGUGGAGAAACUCUUAAACCUGCCAGACGAUUUAUUAAUACAAGAUGGCUUUUAUGGUGUUCAGGCAAGAGUACACUUUCUCGAUCGAGAAAUAGUCAGUCCGUAUUUCAAACCAGAACGAAAAAUUUCUAUGAGAUUUAUAAAUUCUUUUUUAUGUGAGGAAUUGGAUUACAUGAAAUUAAUUAGUGCCCUUUCCCAUGACGUACUUAUUGUUCAGAUUUUUGGAAUAUUUAAUAACUCAAGAUCCCGAUUAGAGUCAUCGAUUUUCGGUACACGGGUAUCAGAUGCUGAUAUUUCAAAGCCGAUUGAUUCACGUGAAACCUAUAGAGAUUUACAAAAAUCUCACGAGGUCUUAUUGGGUGUGGCAACAUUUGAUCUCUCUGAUCUUCUAAACGGUUACUGGGAGAUCAGCGCUACAAACAGCUUGUUUCAUCCCAAUACCUUUAACAGUAUAGGAUUUCCGUCUUUAUCCUGCGAUACUUUAACAAGACCCAUUAAUUCCAACAUCUUUACUACAUUUAGAAACAAAUCCUCGUUAACCCCGGAUGUUUUAUCAUUACAUAGUACUUCCAUUAGGAUCAGAGUUCGCCUGGCAGGAAGCUUGCGACCUGCCAUGCGGGAGAUAUUUGAGAAAGGAGAAUUUUUCAAUAGAAUAUUUCUAAUUCUGAAGAACAGGACUCUCAGCAUGGAGAUCCUCAAGGGUGUCUCGGAUCAUAACCAUGAAAUUCUUAACAGUCACGUUUCGCCAGGAACUUCAGAAUCCACGUGGAACGGACUGGCAGAGCAAUAUUUCAAGAAUAAAAAUGAAGCUGAUUCCAAUUCUAUGGAUUUUACUGCUGUCUUGACUGGUUACACAAUUGAUACCAUUAAUGAGAUAUUUAUUUUCCUGGAAGGUCCAGCAAAUUCCUACUUGCUAACUAUCUGGAACAAAGUGAUGCAUUUACCUCUCACAGAUGGAAGAGUUCUCUUUCAGAGUGACUUCAUUUUUCUCACUCGCCUCUACAGUAAAUUUAUAUCACUCGGUGGAGUGUACACAUUGACCCUCGAUGACUCCAUAGAAGAUCUAUUAAAAAAUGUAGCUUUUUACGUCGAUGGAAAAUUUCCUGAACCCUGUAGAAGAGCUAUUAGAACGAUAGGCCUAGAAAUAUUCACCAGUAGUGUAAGAUCCAUGUGUCAAACAAGGAUGUACCCAAGUCUAGAGGCUUUAGAAUGUCUUCAGGAAGUGUUAGGAGGUGUUAGGAGUUUACAAACCGAUUUAAAAUAAGGCACUAAGAACAUCAG